Brassicogethes aeneus is the source of this 4249-nucleotide messenger RNA. The record is from the annotation of a GenBank genome assembly. NCBI's taxonomy places the organism in Eukaryota, Metazoa, Arthropoda, Insecta, Coleoptera, Nitidulidae.
AUGGAGGAACAAAGGCUUUUAAAAAGAAAGAGAAAGGCAACACUAGAGAAAAACACAACAUUGCUAUGUGCGGUUUGCACGGACUUGGCGGAGCUGUAUGUGGCUGAAGGCAGGUACCAAUCAGCGGUUGAGGAAUACAGAACCCUGGCGGAAUUGUAUAAAAAUGAAAAAAAGCUGAUAAACUAUGCACAAGCUAAUAGAGGAAUUGGGGAGGCUUAUUUGGGUUUACAUCAGUUUGAGAGGGCUUUGGAGUAUUUGCACAUUUAUUUAGAUGUUGCUAAAACUGAACAAGAUAAACUUGAAGAACAAAGGGCGUUAGCCACAAUUGGGCAUUCGUAUUUGUCCUGGUAUUUGGAUACAACAGUAAAUCCUGAUAAAAACUAUCUUCAUAAAGCUUUUAAAAUAUUUAUGAAGAGUCUUAUAGUGUGCGAAAGUUUGACAAACAUAGGUAAACUGGAGAAAGUUGAUAUGACAGCUAGGUUAUUUUGUAACUUGGGGGUGGUGCAGGACUGUCUGGGGAAUUUCAAUAAGGCCCUGGAGUUACUUACAAAGUCUAUCCAAAUUUGUAAGCAACAUGAUAUUUUCGAACAACUACACAGAGGCUAUAUUGCCAUAGCUAGUUUGUAUGACAAAACAGGAGAUUACAAGAAUGUUAUACAGAACUAUAAUUUGGCCAUUAUUGUUGCAAAGAAACUGCGCAGCAAGCCUGAGCUAUUAUGCGCAGCCUUAUUCUCCAAAGCAGAGGCUCUAAUUAAAUUGGGCGAUUUUCAUGGCGCCAAACCGGUGCUUUACAAGGCUUACAAACUAAACUCGCCCAAUUUACAGGACAAAAAAUCCAUUGAACACCAUUUAAGAGCUGUCGCGGUAAUUUGCAAGACGGAAGACCAGUUGGUGGUGACCUGCGAAAACCAAACGGAAGUGAAAAAGUUGUACGAAAAACUGGGCGACUGCGCGUGCGAUCUGAAGAACUACAAAAAAGCGAUCGACUACUACAAAAAAAUGCUCGAGGCGGCCGAGAAAAGCGGCGUCGGCAAGCGAGAGCUGGCAACGUGUUACUACAGCUUGGCGCAGACGUACAAAGACAACGAGCAGUACAAAGAGGCCGUGGAUUAUUUCGAAAAAGAGUACGCGAUCGUUCGGGACAGCUUGAAGGACAACUUGAACACCUUGAGUCAGAUCGCGGACGCCAAAGAGUCGGCCGGGGCUCUGGUGACGGAAGUGAAGGAGGUUUACGAGAGGGCUUUCGAGAAUUGCAGGCAGCGGAAGAAUUUGAAGGAGGAGAGGCGGAUGGUUUUGCGGUGCUUGCAGUACAUGAGGCGGUCUAAAAAUCAUUCGGAUGCGUACCAUUACGAGCAGUGUUUGAAUGAGUUGGAAAAUCAGAAUUUGAAUGUGGAUUGUUCUUCUUCUGACAGCGAAAGCGUGGAUUCUGACGCGCAAAUUGCCCAAAUCGAGGAUGAGAUUUGUCUAGAAGAUAUUACAGACAUUUCCGACGACUCCGACAACGACAACCCGGCCUGCGAGCAAACGGCAGGCAAAACGUCGCGCCCGAAGCGCAAACGCAACAUCGUCGUGAAAAACAACAAGGGCGAGACGAAGCUCCAUCUGGCGGCCAUCAAGGGAAACGCGCUCGCGGUGCAGGUGCUCCUCGACCAGGGCCACCCGGUCAACAUCAGGGACCACGCCGGCUGGCUGCCUCUGCACGAGGCGGCCAACAACGGCCGCCUCGACGUGGUCAGGCUGCUGCUGGACCACGGGUCCGCCAUCAACGACAGAGGCGACACCCAAGGGGUAACUCCUUUGCACGAUUCCGCUUACAACGGCCACGUCGACAUCAUGGAGCUGCUGUUGGAUAAGGGCGCUUCGGCUAUAACGAUGACGGACGAUGGGGAAACACCUUUAAACGCGUUGCGGCAUUUCAUGCAGAACAACCCGAUAGAUUCGCAAGUCGAAGAUAAAUACGAGGGGAUGGUGCGUAGACUGACCGAAGCGAUGGAGAAAACCGGGCAGCAGAUAAAGCCUUUGACGGUGAAAAAUCAAAAUGUUCCUUCGUCGUUGACCGCGGUCAGCAAGGAGGGCGAACGGGCGUCGCAGAAAAGGAGUUUUAUCGAUAGGAACAGAAGUUUUGUGGACGAUUUUGACUUCUCGUCAACUGCACAAAACACUCAGGAUGGUGGAGCGAACGAGUACCGAGAAGUGAUGUCGACUUUGAAGCACAAAAACAACUCCGCCAACAGAACAAACUUGGUUAAUGCAAGUGAGACUGCGAUCAAAAGACCCGCGCUUAUAAGUUCCGACGAGGUUUGGGACGAUUGGUUGGAAGACGAUAUGCAAUCGAAAAAUAAGAAGAGGAAAACUGGACUAAGUUUGGAAAAAAAAUCGCCCAAAGCCAUUCAAAGGAGUACGCCGAAUAAAAGAAUAUCAGUUGAUUCCUCUCAAAGCAACGAGGAUUACAUAGUGCCCGACGAUUUUUUCGACGACUUUUCCAACGACAACACCGACAUAAUAAACUCCACGCAAACCCAAGAACGACGCACUUCAAACGAGAGUAGAGUCAGCACGGGCAGUGGCACUUCAAGCAAACGUAAAAACCAAACAUCACUGUUGGAAUCGGGUUUCAGUAGGGCCACCACGCCCACAAAUUUCGGCGUAACGUCAUCGAACAAAAAACGAACUCCGAUCAACAACAAAAACAAACCGCACGUUGCCAAGUCCAAACCUUUCCAGUUAAAGCUAACCAACUCCAGGUACGGGGAUUCGUUGCAGGAAACGACAACGACAACGGUGGAUCUAAGCGGCGAUAAAAAUGAUUUUAAUUUUUACGAAAAACGCGCCUCGCCUGUGAAAAACCACGUUACUUCCGACCCCACUUUAUUCGUCGAUGUUCGGAUCGAAGGAAGGCUUUACAGAGUGCCAGUUCUGCUGUCGCAAGUGCAAACGCACACGAUCAAGUGGCUUUGCGAACAGGCUGCCAACAGAUACGCGAGUAAAGAGUACAUGAGGCCCACUUUGGAAUUGGAAACAAAAAGCGGCGCUAUCCUGGCCGACGAUGAUUUAUUGAGCCUUCUAUUUCCCAUGGGGUCGAUGCAGGCUGAGCAAGUCGAGGCAAGGGUUUUAAAAUGGAGUUUGCCGCCUUUGAUCGAUAGGUAUAGGGAGUCCUGCGCACAUAUGGAAACAGUACAAGAUGUACUUUUAUCUAAACUGGCGGAAGAGAUGUCUGACGUCUUAAACAUAUCUAACAAAGGUCUAAGAAGCGCGACGGUGGCGCCAUUGUGCAAAGCGAUAAACCACCAAAGCAACCUGCUGGAAAUCAACUUGUCGGGUAAUUUUCUGAACACGGACUGCGUGAAAAUGUUGUGCGCCAGCCUGGGGUCCCUGGAAAACCUGCAGAAACUCAACUUGAGUUCCACCGGAUUGCAGGCCGGUCACUUGUCGAUGAUCGCGCAGGCUACUUCUGCGCAGAAGCGCUUGGAGUGCUUUGAUUUGAGCGAUAACCCCCUGAGAAACGAGAGUUUGUUUCAUUUGAGGACCAUAACGCAGAACUCGCAGCUGACGCACUUAAACGUGUCCGGGAUCGGUUUAAAAAGUGAUAUAGACGACAUCACACUUAACUUAAGUAGCAUGCAGGAUUUGGAUGUGAGUGACAAUGAUCUAAGUACCAGGGAUUUAAAAUGUCUGCUGGGUAAUUUAGACGCCAAAGUAUUGAAAUCCGUAAAUAUGUCGAGAUUAAGGCCCAACAAUGCGAAGGUACUACAAACACUUACUGAAGAGGUAUUUAAAUUGGAACCUGUUGAAAAUUUAAAAGUUAUGAAACUCUCUAGGUGCAACAUUGAUGAUACUGAACUAUUUAACAUACUAUGGCAUCACACAAAAAAAUUGACGACGAUAGACCUCUCCUACAACUGUGAUGUAACAGGUCUUUCUUUGCAAAGACUUUUGGACCACGCGUCCUUGUGCAACAUAAAUUUAAUAGGUUGUAAAAAUAUUUUCAGGAAUUUCGAAUUCGAUGUUUUGUUUUCAGGCGAUAAACGUGAAAGGACAAUAAAAAUGUACGUCGAUGAUAGUCAAAGAAUUGUAAAUAUUUUUAAUAAUCACUUUAGCGAUCAAAAGGUUGUUUUUGAUGAGCUGCCUAAUUUUUUAUCAAUUAAAGUGUUAAAUUGUAGGUAGUUUAUUACUGUAUACAUCAUGUUAAUAUUAAUUUUUGUACAUAGAAUAUAGUUUAUUUUAAUACAAUAAAUAAAAAUGCAACAGU